CUGUAAUCCCAAAAAUCUCUUAUCCAAAACAUCCAAAGGACUACAGGCCAAUUGCUUGCUGUAAUACUGUCUACAAAAUAAUUUCAAAGAUGAUCUGUUUAAGAAUGAAGGAAGUCCUACCCCACAUUAUUAAUCUAAACCAGGGAGCAUUUGUCCAGGGGAGGGAGCUAAUUCACAAUGUUCUUAUGUGUCAGGAAAUUGCUAAAGGCUACAACAGGAAGAACAUUUCAUCAAGAUGUAUGAUGAAGCUGGAUAUUCAAAAAGCAUAUGACACAGUGAGUUGGGAGGAUGUUAAAGAUACUGGCCUGAGCAUAAAUAAAAAUAAAUCUGUUGUGGUCUUUGGAGGGGUUAACCAGAAGCAAAGAGAGGAAUUAUUGGGGCUUACUGGCAUGAAACUGGGAGAACUGCCAUUUACAUAUUUAGGAAGCCCAAUAACAACAGCCAGGCUGAAGAGGAGUGAAUGUGAUGCUUUGAUUAAUAAACUCACCUGUAAGAUAACAGCUUGGAGUACUAGGCAUUUCUCAUAUAGUGCAAGGGUGCCUCUGGUUAACUGGGAAGAGGUGUGCCAGAAGAAGAAGUUUGGAGGGCUGGGGAUAAUGAAUGCUUUAAACUGGAAUCAUGCAGCCAUAAUGAAGUUAAAUUGGGAUGUGGCUGGAAAGAAGGAUGUGUUAUGGGUGAAGUGGAUACAUAGUAAAUACUUAAAGGGGUCUGACUACUGGGAAUACAAACCAAAGAAGGAUGUUUGUCACUAUUGGACAGAAAUGAUAAAAGUGAGAGAAAAGUUUAAAGAUAUGCCAAAGGUCCUGGAGUACAAAAUUAAGGAUGGGUAUGAUUGGCUUCAAGGCACAAAGGAUAUCCCAGAAUGGAAAGAUGCAGUGUGGAAUUCUAUUACUCCACCUAAAAUGCAGUGUAUGAGCUGGCUGCUUAUGAAGGGAAGACUGCAGACCAAAGAGAGGCUGGGCAAAUAUAUGGAGAUUGACCAGAACUGUGUUCUGUGUGGACAAGCAAAGGAAACAGAUAGACAUCUGUUUUGGGAGUGUGAUGUGGGUCAAAAUAUACUUAAAUCAUGCAUGUCUAAAUUCAACAUACAGGGGAUGACAAGUCACCAGGUGCUAAAGGGCAUCAUUCAGAGGAAGGGGCUGAAGAGGAACAGGCAACAACUUAGUGCAAUAUGGGCAGGCAGACAGGUUCCAAGGAUUUCACACCUAGCUUAUGCAGACGAUUUAAUUAUAUUUGCCAAUGGUCACUAUAGGAAUGUUCUCCGGCUCAAAGGGAUCAUCAACACCUAUCUUCAAGCUUCUGGCCAGGACAUAAACCUCAACAAAAGCAGAUUCUACUGUGGGAAACAUGCAAGGCAAGCAGCCAUUACAGCAACAACAAGAGCACUAGAGAUGAAGCAAGGAAUAACACCGUUGCAAUACUUAGGAGCUACAAUCACAAAGGGAAAGCUGAAGAAACACCAUUGUGGCACCCUACUUGAUCAUUUUGAUAGUCACCUCAGCUCUUGGAUGGCUCGUUUUCUCUGGGGUGUUAAAGAUGGAAAAAGGAAGCACCACUGGGUCAGCUGGAAAGAGAUUUGUGUCCCCACAGAUUUUGGGGGCUUAGGAAUUCGUGCUCUUCACCACAUACAUCAAGCCUACUCAUACAAACUAUGGGCAAAGAUCAGAUCUGACCAAGGACUUUGGGCAACAUUCAUGCGCAGGAAAUACCUCAAAAGCAACAUCUUUAAGGAAAGGCUUCCAGACUCUGCGGUUUGGAAGAGGAUCUUUAGAGUAAAUGCAACGGCAACUGAACACACAACCAUGACGGAUGGCACACUAAAAUGGAUGGAAAAAGAUUUCACCCUGAAAGCAGCCUAUCUCUCUACCCUGCAACCUGUCCCACCCCAGAUACAGAACAAAUUUAUUUGGCACAAAUAUCAGACACCAAACAUCAAGCUCUUCCUCUGGAAAGUCCAUCACAAUGCCCUCCCCUUCACACCUAAUAUGGACCAUUACCCUCAUCCAACAGUACAAUCCAACAUUACCUACUCCAAUGGUGGACAAGUGCAAGGGGAAAAGGAUUAGAAGGUAACUUACGUGCAGUGGUACCUGGUUUUAUUGCAUGGAUCCUUUGGAAGAAUCACACCUCGGCCCUCCAUGAAGAUAGGCAAAACAACAUUCAUGGCCUGAUCAGAACUGUAACCUCUCUUAUCCAAAGGUGGUGCUGGGUAAAUAGGAGGAAAAAAUGGCUAAUUAAGGG
Cuscuta campestris is the source of this 2241-nucleotide messenger RNA. The record is from the annotation of a GenBank genome assembly. NCBI's taxonomy places the organism in Eukaryota, Viridiplantae, Streptophyta, Magnoliopsida, Solanales, Convolvulaceae.